This is a messenger RNA of Poeciliopsis prolifica (blackstripe livebearer), 951 nucleotides long. Its product is annotated as protein UXT-like. Gene Ontology annotation, molecular function: transcription corepressor activity. The transcript has 6 exons. The coding region runs from base 157 to 723 and encodes 188 amino acids. The record is from RefSeq and is a predicted model, not a curated record. Gene Ontology annotation, biological process: negative regulation of transcription by RNA polymerase II. NCBI's taxonomy places the organism in Eukaryota, Metazoa, Chordata, Actinopteri, Cyprinodontiformes, Poeciliidae.
CACCAGGGAGAUAAAAGAACAAGAACAGCUUCCGGUGUUACGUUCGCAGCAUCAUAACAGAAAAGCAGAGGAAUUAGCAGCAUGCUAGCUGCGCUAACAGGAGGGUUCGGGUUCUAGAAGUUUAUCUGGCUCGGCUCGGGCGUUCAGAACCGGAACAUGACGGCUCGUCCUGCUUGUUGUGCCGGCGGUCUGGACCAGAAGGUUCUGCAGUAUGAAGCUUUCAUCAGCGACGUGCUGAGGAGAGACCUGCGGGCGGUGCUGGAGCAGAGGGAUCGUCUCUAUGAGAAGAUGUCUCACUACCUGCAGCUGAAGAACGCCAUCCAGACUCUGGAGGUAGCUGCACAGAUCCUCCAUCAGGACAGAGUUCGGGUCUCUGACAUCACUGUGACAUCACGCUGUGUCCUGCAGGAGGCGGGGCCUCAGCGCCUGAAGGCAGACGUGGAUCUGGGCUGCAGCUUCUUCGUUCAGGCCCGAGUGGACAAUCCGUCCAGGAUUCUGGUGUUGGUCGGGUUCGGGUUCUUCGUGGAGAUGAGCCACCAGGAGGCGCUGCGCUUCAUCGACAAGAAGACCAAUCAGCUGACACUCUUCAUUGAGCAGCUCACCAAGGACGUCGCCAAAAUAAAAGCCCAUAUUCGCAUGGUGCUGGAGGGUCUGCGGGAGCUGCAGGGGCUGGAGGAGCUUCCUGCCGUCUGCAGGAAGUCUGCUGCUGCUGCUCAGCUCUGAUUGGACGAUAAGGAGGAAGAGGAUGAGGAAAUGAUCUUCAAACUGGACACACAGUGGAACCAACUUCUCAGAUGUGAAUGGAAACAUUGAUGACAUCUACUUCCUGUUGCUGCUCAAACAGGAAGUCCUCCAUAUCACUAGGACCUUUCAAAAUAAAAUGUCAGGAAGUGGCUUUGUCUGUUGAACAGAGAAGCAGCUGAACUGAAGCUGAAGAAACAAACAUGAACA